Molecule: messenger RNA, 4102 nt
Organism: Salvelinus fontinalis (brook trout)
Lineage: Eukaryota; Metazoa; Chordata; Actinopteri; Salmoniformes; Salmonidae
Gene: tnfaip1
Product: tumor necrosis factor, alpha-induced protein 1 (endothelial)
Exons: 7
Coding region: 1410-2435 (341 amino acids)
Biological process (GO): negative regulation of Rho protein signal transduction; protein ubiquitination; protein homooligomerization
Cellular component (GO): Cul3-RING ubiquitin ligase complex
Molecular function (GO): ubiquitin-protein transferase activity; protein binding
Source: RefSeq, a predicted model, not a curated record
GUGUUGGGGACAGGGUAUCAAGCGAGAUGGUGGAUGGUGGUUGGAAGAGCGUGCUUGUUUGAAAUGGAAAAGCGUCCUGAUAGCUUUUGAUGAAGAAGAACAUCAAGACGAAGCAGCUGCUUUAUAAAUUUGAUGCACUGUUGAGCUCUUACAUCCCGAGGGGUUCGUGCUGAUUGUACGGAGAUUGUGACAGCCGGUUAAAUGGCGUCAUUUGAGAAGGCAAGAACUAGAUGUAACGUUAUGUCAGAAUAAGUGCUGUAUUAACAUAAGGAGACAUAUAGUUAGAAUACGGAGGAGGAAUGGAGGGAAAAAGAGAGGCAGCGGUGAGCUUGAGUCGGUUAUAAAUAUGCGGAAAAAAGUAAGAUGGUGUGUUAAAGAAGAAUUUUAGAAAGUGUAACCAGAGUGAUCUGAAGACGGGGGGAGAAAUGGAAGUGAACGAGGGCGAAGUAACCGAGGUGUUGGGUGUGGUGAAGUUCUCGGAGCCCGAGGCUUGCACCGAGGGUCAGGAUAAAGAUGAGCCUGUGACAGUAGGAGUGAAGUUUUUGGGAAAAGUGGUUAUGUUUUAAUUGUAUGGGUGCCCAUGGGGCUGGGGAUCAGACACGUCCCGUGCGAGAGAGGCAGGUUGAGGUUUCCAGGGUUAGAGUUGUGCAGAAGUUGUCAUAUGCUGAGGCAGUGAAGAAAGUAGAGGAAGAUGUGUCAAGGGGGAGGGCUCCUGAGAGGAGUGGUAGAUCUGUACCAGUACAGAGGGAUAGGCCAACAAGUGAUAUAUGUAUUGCAGGGACUGAACGGUAAAGUCGCAGAAAAUGGAACGGGGAUGGAACGUAAGUCGCAGAAAAUUGAGGUUGUGGUGGCAGCUGCAGAGAUGUAUUUUGGCGGGUGAGACUUGACAUCAGAAGAGUUACAGUGGUGGUGUCCCAUCCUUUCAGGCUGUUGGCCUGAGGGAGGACUACAUAGAUUUAAAUAGUGGAAUAGGGUGGUUUUAUUUUUUUUAAUCAUUUUUGUGAGUGUAGUGUUAGAUGGUAGGGUAUUUGUUUAUUUAUUUUUUCAAGCAAAUUAUAAAGGAGUUGUACUCCAGUCUAGUAGGUGGCGGUAAUGCAACAUUUAUUGGAUGCCAUCCGCCGUUAAACUAUCGAAGAAGAAUUAUUUGUGUAGUCAACUUUUCUGUAGUUGGUGAUAGUUAUUUAACGUCGUUGCCUUGUGAAUAUUUACCAUUGUAGUUUGGCGUAGCUACAUUACAUAGCUUAUAAUGUACUGAACUGUUCAGCAAAAUAAUUACCCCAAGAGAAAGACGGCGUGGGUAUGAUCUGCAGGGCCAGUGAGAGGCUGUGGCGGCCCCCCCAGUAGCUCUCACCACGGCGGGGGACAUCAAGACCUCCGUCUGCAGGGUGGUCAUCUACCUUCAGAGGGACAUGUCCGGGGACAGCUGCCAGCUCCCCCUGCACCGGCUAUGCCUCCAGACCCAGGCCAUCUCCACUGGCUCCCAAGCCAUCAGACCUCCCUAUGAAGCCUCCCAGAUGGUGUGUCCCAAGUCCAAGACGUGCAGCUACAGAGCAGCGUUGGGCCUGGGUAACAAGUAUGUGCGUCUAAACGUAGGGGGGACCCUAUUCUACACCACGCUGCAGGUGCUCACCAGGCAGGACUCCAUGCUGAAGGCCAUGUUCAGUGGCAGGAAGGAGGUCUUCAUUGACAGAGAAGGCUGGAUCCUGAUAGAUCGUUGUGGGAAGCACUUUGGCUCCAUCCUGACGUACCUGCGGGAGGAAGCGGUCACCUUGCCCCCUGCCAGGCAGGGGGUUCUGGAGCUGCUGGCUGAGGCCAAGUAUUACCUGAUCCAGGGUCUGGUGGAGCUGUGCCAGGGAGGCCUGCAGGACCAGAAAGAGCUGUCUCUGUGUGUAAUCCCUGUGAUCACCUCUGCCAAGGAGGAGGUGAGACUGAUCCAGGCCUGCACCAAGCCUGUAGUAAAGCUGCUGUACAACCGAAGCAACAACAAGUACUCCUAUACAAGUAAUUCAGACGACAACCUGUUGAGGAACAUUGAGCUGUUUGACAAGCUGUCUCUGAGCUACAAUGGCCGUGUUCUCUUCAUCAAGGACGUGAUCGGUGACGAGAUCUGCUGCUGGUCGUUCUACGGACAGGGACGCAAACUGGCAGAGGUCUGCUGCACCUCCAUAGUCUACGCCACGGAGAAAAAACAGACCAAGGUAGAGUUCCCGGAGGCCAAGAUCUACGAGGAGACCCUGAACGCUCUGCUCUAUGAGACACUUCCUGUCCCUGACGACACCUUAUUGGAGGCCACACGCCGUCGCCACGCUCACUGCGGUUCCCACAGUGAGGAGGAGGAAGGCCCCACCCACUCGGGGGCGGACCUUAGGGAGCGCGUGCGCCGUAUCCACGUCAAGAGGUACAGCACCUACGACGACCGGCCGCUGGGACACUAAGCAUACGUCUCAAAUGGCGCACUAUGAAGUGUACUACCAAGUGUACUACUAAUCCUUCAACUCCUUGUCUCCUGGUCAGUCACAUCUCAAAGAGAGCCUUCUCCCAAAGAAUGGGUCCGAUGAUUCAUCAUACUUAUCAGCAACACCAAUUGCUUCUACUGCAAUCCUUGGUGAGAGUUAGUGUUGGCUUCCAAAUGGUGCCCUAUUUCCCCAUCCUAUGCCCAUAUGGCACUGGUCAAAAGUAGUGCAUUAUGUAGGGAAAAGGGUGCAAGAGAAAGGAAACUGGUUCCCCGCUGGCUCUUCACUCAUUCACAAACACCCACCGCUGAGGCACUGUUGUCGGUAGUCUCACAAAUAUGGCCUUGGGCACAAAAUGGCUGUCAUGCUGCAUCACCCUGGUGCCUGACAGACUUUUUGUCGAUGGACAACGGAUGAUUUUUAAAAACGUUGAGGUGCUUACGCUAUUUGUCCUUUUUUAAGUUUAUAUAGAACUCUCUUCUUCACAAUCAAUCAAAAUGACGAUCUUCAUGUUUAUACCUCAGUGUAGAAUGGAACCGGUAAGAUAUAUUUUCCCAUGUGAGCUUUUAUUCAGAUAAUUUUGUCUUUUAUUCAGAUAAUUUAGGCUUUUAUUCAGAUAAUUUAGGCUGCAUUCUAUUUUCUGUAUUGUGCACUACUUUUGACCAGGGUCCAAAUGUAGUGCACUACAGAAUACAGAAGUGUGGGUAAACACAGGCAACUAUAUUGAUAAAGUCACCUUGUCCGAGAGAGUUGCAUCACCAAAACGUCACGCCAGGGUAAGUCAACGUGAAACACAGCCCUUAUUUUAAGUGUUUCUAAAAAUCUAGGAGGGAAAAUAAAUGGUGGAACCAUUUCCCUGUUUGACCGCUAGGUUUUAUGGGUAUUGUGGGGAUCUAUAUAGGGAAUAGGGGUGCCAUUUGAGACAGUCCUAUACUGUCAUCACUUCAGCAGCCAAUCACAUAUCAGAUAGGUCUACAGACUACGAAUAGGUAGCCAUCGGACUGUUAGACACAGGUUCAUUUAUUAUACAGCUAUAGACCAUUUCUUUUGGCGUUGUGUGACAAGUUAUAGAUUCAAAAUCGGCUAUCAUAGCCCUAGUGCCUUCUGUGAAUAGACAGGGAACACGGUGAAUGUUUUUUUUUUUUUUGAGUAUAUAGUUUUGAGAUUUUCUCAUUUCACAUUUUGACAUAUAAUCAUGCCAAAGACUUACAAUGAAAUUAACACGAGGGACACAUUCAGCGACGUCUAUGAAUCGUUCAUCCUCGUUACCAGAUACUUCUGCCCAAUGCUUUGUGCAGUAGCCCCCGUGGGGGGACGAGGUUAAUGAAUGGCAGAUCGUGCUUAUUAACAAUUUUAAUCAAGUAUUCACUCAAGACAUUUCCUCUUAACACUUAAGAGCCUCUUGUGUUUUUAAUGCAGUUGAAUCUUUAUUCCUUUUUGUUUUUCACUUGGUUUUCCGUAAUAAAAACGUUUCAAAUAAUAAUACAACACAAAUAGCCCAGUCUUUGUGUCACAGUGUUAGGUUCUAAUUCUCAGAGUAAAUAAACUCUACGGACAUUAUGAAAGCUUAAACCAAGUUUAUUCUUCCCAGAGGAUCAAUACAGCUGCAUCAGACAAAACAUGUUUACACCAACACAAGCAUGUGUGUG